AUGAACAAACCUAUCUAUGAAACAGAAACAGACUCAUGGACAAGGAAAACAGACUGGUGGUUGCCAAGGGUUGGAAUGUGAGGUUGGGGUUCGCAGAUGCAAACUAUUCCACUUAGAAUGGAUAAGCAAUGAGGUCCUGCUGUACAGCACAGGGAACAAUAUCCAAUCACUUGUGAUAGAAUAUGAUGGAAGAUAAGAAAAGGAAUGUAUCCAAAUGUAUGACUGGGUCACUUUGCUGUACAGCAGAAAUUGGCACAACACUGUAAAUCAACCAUACUUUAAUUAAAAAAUACAUGACAUUUAGGAUUAAAAAGAGGGGGCUUAUUGAGGGUAGGAUGUAGUGACAGGGCAGAGGGAGGAGUUCAGGAUGACUCUAGGCUUUGAGCUUUGCUACUGGGUGGACACUGGUUCCGCCCUCUGACUGUGAGUUGCAAUCAAAACGUGCAUGAAUGCACACACAGGUGCAUGCAGAUAUGCAAGACACUCAAGCACAUGCACAGAUAUGCCUGCACCUGCACACACCUGCAUACACACACCUGCAUGCACACAUGCAUAGCAUACCCAUGUUCAAUGCAUUGCACACAAUGCACACACCUGUAUACACAUCCAUACACACAAACCACUCAUAGAUUUCCCACUGCUCUGAUCACCGUCUCAAACACUUUAUAGUGUUUUCACAUUUCUUAGGCUUACCUUCCUCACCCUGCCAGACUAGGAGCUACGAAAGGCCAAGCACUUUGGUCUCCCUUGUUCACGGCUGUGCCCCCAAACCUAGAACAGUGCCUGGCACACAGGAGGUUCUCAAUAACUAUAUGGUAACCGUGCAGAUGACAAGGCCAGAAGGGAGGGCAGGGGCCUUCCUUCUCCCGCCUCCACCUGAGUCACAUCUUCAAGUGCCUCAGGAUGGUGUGAGAGAUCUUAUGAGUGAGAGUGAGAUGGGGCUGGGCCAGGGGUUUGGGGACAGGAAGAAGAGGGUGAGUGGGGAAAGGGGAGGGGCUGAGCCCCAGCUCUAAAGGCAGCCCCAGGGACCCACGGGCGCCUGUCUGCAGUGCGAGAAGCCCAGGAGGGUUGGGCAAUCGUGGUUUCCUCCCAGCCCACAGGACACAGCUUUGCCAGCCCAGCCCCAGGCAUCUUGGCCUCGUCCGCUCUGGCAUGGAGGAGACAGUCGUGCGGCCCUCCGUGUUCGUGGUGGAUGGACAGACGGACAUCCCAUUCACGAGGCUGGGGCGCAGCCGCCAGAGACAGCCCUGCAGCGCUGCCCGGCUAGGUCUGGGCUUCCUGCUACUGCUGCUGGCAGCCGGACUGGCCAUCCAGGGCUGGUUCCUGCUGCAGCUGCACUGGCGCCUGGAGGCCAUGGCCCACCCCCUGCAGGACAGAGGUGCAGGAUCCUGGGAGCAGCUGAUGCAAGGUGCCAACUCCAGCCUGACAGGGCGCGGGGGCCCGCUGCUGUGGGAGACGAAACUGGGCCUGGCCUUCUUGAGGGGCCUCACCUACCGGGAUGGUGCCCUGGUGAUCGCCCAGGCUGGCUACUAUUACAUCUACUCCAAAGUGCAGCUGGGCGGUGUGGGCUGCCCCCAGGGGCUGACCGGUGGCCUGCCCAUCACCCACGGACUCUACAAGCGCACAUCCCGCUACCCCGAGGAGCUGGAGCUGCUGCUCAGCCGGCGAUCGCCAUGUGGACGCGCAAACAACCCCCGCGUCUGGUGGGACAGCAGCUUCCUGGGCGGAGUGGUCCACUUGGAUGCCGGGGAGGAGGUGGUGGUUCGCGUGCCGGGGGAGCGCCUGGUCCAACUCCGCGAUGACACACGGUCCUACUUUGGAGCAUUCAUGGUGUGAAGGAAGGGGCAGUGGUGGAUUGAACAGGGGUCCGACGGGCACAGACCUCAGAGGGUCUGCCUGGGGAGGCAGAAGCCCCAGCAAGCAAAGAUUCUGAAGAAUCCCCAGGGAAACUGCAAAUUCAGCAGGUGCAGAGCUGAGCGGGGACCACGAGGGGCCAAACCCAGCUGACCCAAGAGGUUGAAGACCCAGCAGGCAUGUCCGAAGGACCAAAGGAAGCUGCAGACCCCUCCAGGAACAACACUGACCACAGACUCGGAGACUUGGGGGUCUGUUGGCCCCCCAAGCAGGGAUAAAGCUGAUCUGCCUGAUAUUCAGGAAGAAGGGGGUGGGGUGGGUAUUUAUACUUUUGAUGGGGGGGGAGAGUGGGACUUGGGGGGUCCAGGGACUUGGCCAAGAACAGGAAACUUAUCAUCCUUUCUACUCUUACAAGAGUGGGCAGAGUGGGAGGGUGGGUAGAUUUAUUCAUCCAGACUCACCCAUGUGGAAAGUCCAGCCCAGCCCAACCCCACCCAUAGUCAUAGUCACUGUAUCCAAGCCUCAUCCACCAGCUUGUGGCCACACCUCAGCCUGGCCGCGGAGUUGCACUCAGAGACACAGGCUCAGGGAUGUGCUGGUAAAUGGAGAGCUACAACCAGCUCCCCUGGGAGGGGAGAUGCUUUGUAGUGUUGGCCAAUUGCUAUGGUGUAAAUAUUCCCACUGUGGCUGAUUUCUGGCUUCCAUAUAUAUCACCAACUAGCUGGCCUAUCCCAGCACUGCUAAGCACUCAGGUACCACUAGGACACCACUGCUGUUUCGACACCCAAGCCAGAGCCUGGCACACAGGCACUUGAAAAAUGUUUGCAGAAAGAAAGAACAAGAGAGAGAGAGAGAAUGGGGGAGGAGAGAGAAAGGUAGAAAAGGAAGGAAGGAAGGAGAAAGAGAGAGAGAGAGAAAGAAAGAAAGAAAG
Molecule: messenger RNA, 2785 nt
Organism: Sus scrofa (pig)
Lineage: Eukaryota; Metazoa; Chordata; Mammalia; Artiodactyla; Suidae
Source: RefSeq, a predicted model, not a curated record